CAUAGUUUCAGCCAGGUUCUACAGCCAUCUCAUCGAGGAAUAGCGUCGGUGUCAGCCCCCGUCAAUUACGAUGGCCCCUCUAUCAGAAUGCAAGUUGGUGGAAAAAGGGAGUAUGGACGAUUGAACGUAUAAGUAUCGGAGUGAACGUCUCCAAGACAGAAUCAUCUCAUCACCUUCAUUCAGUCUCUCAUUUGCUUGACGCAUACCACUUUCACUACUUUACCUUCUUCAUAUAUACUUUUCAAGAAUCCUCUUUCGACUUCCAGUCCCAAUCCAACAAUCAUCAAAAUGAAGUUCACCAUCGCUGCCUCCAUCGCUGCCCUCGUGGCCACCGCUGCUGCCGGUCCUGCUGUCGCCGCCCCUGAGGGUUUCUCCAGCCUCACCAAGCGUGCUGGCCUCCCUAUCCCUGCCUCCAAGGGCACCGUCACCUUGAAGAAGCCCCAGUCUGUUACCGGCGUCUUUGACGGUGGGUUCAAGACCUACGGCCGUGGUGUCUCUUGCAGUGGCCAGAAGGAGGGCGGUGACGCUGAUGCCGUCUUCAUCGUCCAGAAUGGCGGUACCCUGAGGAAUGUCAUCAUUGGCAAAGACCAGGUUGAGGGUGUUCACUGCGCUGGUGCUUGCACCAUCGAGAACGUCUGGUGGGUUGACGUUUGCGAGGAUGCUCUCUCCAUCAAGGGUAACGGCAAUGCUCUCAUCAAGGGCGGAGGUGCCCAGAGCGCUUCCGACAAGGUCAUCCAGCACAACGGACAAGGCACCGUCACCAUCGACGGCUUCACCGUCAUGGACUUCGGCAAGCUUUACCGUGCUUGCGGUAACUGCAAGAACUCUGUCUCUCGCAGCGUCGUCGUCAAGAACGUCAAGGCCUACAACGGCAAGGUCCUCACUGGAAUCAACCCCAACUUCGGUGGAACCUCCACCAUCUCCGGCACCUGCGCUACCAACGUCAAGACCAUCUGCGAGGAGUUCCAGGGCACCAAGCCCGGCUCCGAGCCCAAGUCCGUCAGCAAGGGCCCCUCCAACAACUGCAAGUACGCUGCCGCCUCCAUCAAGGCUUGCUAGACGUCUACUUCAGCUUGCUGGAAAGGCUCAAUGAGAACCACAGUCACAGGCGGUGGAAGCAUUGAACCAUUGGUCCGUCAUGCUUUGAUGCGACAAUAAUUCACUGGGAGCAUUGAUAGCUUUGAAAGCGGAUCUUUGUAUAUAUUUUCGAACUUCUAAAUAACAUGCCGAGCAUGCAAUACAUUUUCUUCUUCAC
Messenger RNA from Cucurbitaria berberidis CBS 394.84, 1255 nucleotides. RefSeq names its product polysaccharide lyase family 3 protein. Gene Ontology annotation, biological process: pectin catabolic process. Gene Ontology annotation, molecular function: pectate lyase activity. Gene Ontology annotation, cellular component: extracellular region. The record is from RefSeq and is a predicted model, not a curated record. The coding region runs from base 289 to 1059 and encodes 256 amino acids. Lineage: Eukaryota; Fungi; Ascomycota; Dothideomycetes; Pleosporales; Cucurbitariaceae. The transcript is spliced from 3 exons.